AUGGACUGGAAUAACUACACUGGACAUACCGAUAGCCACAACUCCCCCGACGCGACGGAUGCAGAGUUUCGCUGUGAUCUCUGUAACAAGGCCUACGGACGCCGGGAUCUCCGGGACCGACAUCGACGUCGCUGUGCCAAAACAUUUGGCCAGAAACGCGCAUCAAAGCGCAAGUCUUGUGAAACAUGCGUCCAAAAGAAGUUGCGCUGUUCAUUGACCCGCCCAGCCUGUAGUCGAUGUAUUCAGAUGGGCACAACCUGUCACUAUCCCAACACGUCUUUGACAUCUCCAACAUGGGGAGAUCAAGACACGGGCCGGGAGCAUAUGUCGCCCAUGGAAGUAACUCUGGAACCGACAUCCAUGGGUUUGACCUCUGUUUUCCCUGUCUCAGCCAUGACCUUGCCCGGGGACGGCAUCACCUGGAGCCCACCACUGCAUAAUGUCGGUUUUAUCCAUGAUGAAACUGGCUUUCCUAGCCAGGCUACAUGGCCUGAUCCAUCAUCAGACUUUGUGGAUUAUCUGCACGACCAGACGUCCUCCUUUCUUGCGCCGGAGGAAAAGUCCAAGGAACCGCACUCAUUAGAUAACAAUUCUCUAUUACUUUCGCGGGAUUCGCUAGACCUCUCCUUACCACCCCUAUCCUUGUCGGCGAGCAGUAGUCACCAGGAGCCGUCCGCGGGACGUGACGACUUAGAGACCUCCGACUCUGGUGUCUCCGGGGAUGUUACAAGUGUUUUUGCUAGCUCCUUUGUCCCGGAUUUGUCCGAUACAACACUGCGAGACACAGCCAGUCUAUCUCAGGAGCUUUUCGGGAUCCUGCGCGACUAUUCACGAAUGAUGAUACAGCCUAACUUCUGGUCCCCCUUCAUCCACCACAGUCUCUAUCGGUGCUCUAAGAACGGCAUGGCUGAGCCCCUCGGCAUUGCCGUUGCCUGUGUAUCGGCAUAUUUGAGCUCUGUCGAGUCCAGCGUUGACUUCGUUGACAACAUGAUCAACUCGCAACGUGAGCGGCUAGUCCGCGAGUUUCAUCUUUACAGCGACCGCCCGGAAACCUGCCUCGCCGCCCUGCAUGCUGUUUGCGUAUAUCAGAUCUUGGGACUCUUUGGGGGCCCGUCUGUAGAAUCCCCCAGAUCGGGUUAUAGCACGCCCUUCAAAGAUAGGAAUGAGCGACGUCGCGAAGACUCGGGCAACGCUGCAGAACUCCACGGUUACUUUUUCCUGAAGGCGAGUACUCUACCGUUCCUCCCUAUGACCCGGCGCCUCUGUAAACUGCACCAAAAGGCCCUCGAGCGAAACGAAGCAGGCUGGUCCGAGUGGAAAUUUGCUGAAUCCCUCCGUCGCAACGUCUUCUUCGUCCACGUCGUUAAUAUACUCGCCGCCGAAGCCCGGAAGCUGCACCAUGACUACUUUGAGCCGUUGAAUGAUGCCAUGAUUUUACAGAUGCCCCUUCCAGCCCCGGAGUACAUGUGGCGCGUCUGCAGCGAUGCAGAAUGGCAAGUCGCCCGCGAACACGCUCGCCCGACAUCACCUGCCCCGUCUACCCUCCAGGACUUACUCGACCUGGACCGUGCGGGAAAGUUGGACGUCGCGAUACUGCAACCUUUAACAAGGAUGAUUCUGGCGUGUCAUAAGAUUCGGGCUAAGUAUGACGGGGAUGAAUAA
Penicillium robsamsonii is the source of this 1662-nucleotide messenger RNA. Its product is annotated as Zn(II)2Cys6 transcription factor domain-containing protein. Gene Ontology annotation, biological process: regulation of DNA-templated transcription. Bases 1 to 1662 code for a protein of 553 amino acids. Gene Ontology annotation, molecular function: DNA-binding transcription factor activity, RNA polymerase II-specific; zinc ion binding. Lineage: Eukaryota; Fungi; Ascomycota; Eurotiomycetes; Eurotiales; Aspergillaceae. The record is from RefSeq and is a predicted model, not a curated record. The transcript has 3 exons.